Messenger RNA from Venustampulla echinocandica, 1434 nucleotides. RefSeq lists its product as uncharacterized. Gene Ontology annotation, biological process: farnesyl diphosphate metabolic process; ergosterol biosynthetic process. Gene Ontology annotation, molecular function: squalene synthase [NAD(P)H] activity. Bases 1 to 1434 code for a protein of 477 amino acids. The transcript has 4 exons. Gene Ontology annotation, cellular component: endoplasmic reticulum membrane. NCBI's taxonomy places the organism in Eukaryota, Fungi, Ascomycota, Leotiomycetes, Helotiales, Pleuroascaceae. The record is from RefSeq and is a predicted model, not a curated record.
AUGGGUCUUCUCAAGCAGCUCCUUUACUUCUCAGUCCAUCCGCAGCAGCUGCGGUCAAUAAUACAAUGGAAAGUCUGGCACGACCCUGUCCACACGCGGAACCCUGCGAAGGAGUCGCCAACGCUCAAGCAAUGUUUCCAUUAUCUCGAGUUAACCAGCCGGAGUUUUAGCUCUGUUAUACAAGAGCUCAAUCCCGAGUUGUUGGUCCCCGUUGCGCUAUUCUAUCUGAUCCUGCGCGGGCUCGACACGAUCGAAGAUGACAUGACCCUGUCGCUGGAGAAGAAGGAACCGCUCCUGAGAAAUUUCCAGGAUAUCAUCGAACAAGAGGGCUGGACGUUCGAUGAGAAUGGACCAGGCGAGAAGGAUCGGGAGUUGCUCGUCCACUUCGACUGCGUGGUCGCAGAGUUCAUCCAGGUGAAGCCUGAAUACAGGGCGAUCAUCAAGGAUAUUACCCAACAGAUGGGCAAUGGGAUGGCCGAUUAUGCAAACAAUGCCGAGCAUAAUAUCAAUGGUGUAAACACUAUUGCAGAUUACGAGUUAUACUGUCACUAUGUUGCAGGUUUGGUGGGAGAAGGUUUGACGAGGCUGUUCGUGGAGAGUAAACUUGCCAACCCAGCCCUGCUCAGGCGGCCAGAAUUGGCGGAGUCGAUGGGCCAAUUUUUACAGAAGACGAACAUUAUUCGCGAUAUCCGAGAGGACUUUGACGAUAAGAGGCGCUUCUGGCCGAAGGAGAUCUGGUCCAAGCACGUUGAUAGGUUUGACGACUUGUUCGACCCUAAGAAUAUCCAAGCCGCAUUGGCCUGCAGCUCCGAGAUGGUCCUCAACUCUCUUCGGCACGCAGAGGAAUGUCUAUUCUACAUGGCCGGCAUCAAAGACCAAUCGGUCUUUAACUUUGUAGCUAUUCCACAAUCAAUGGCGAUCGCGACACUAGAGCUCGUCUUUCAAAACCCAGAUGUCUUCAAGAAGAACGUCAAGAUCACCAAAGGAGAUGCUUGCAAGUUAAUGAUGGAGUCGUCGCAAAACCUGCGGACGGUGUGCGAUAUCUUCAAACGAUAUGCCCAGAGGAUACACAAGAAAAACAACCCGAAAGAUCCAAACUUUCUCCAAAUCAGCAUUGCCUGUGGAAAGGUUGAGCAAUUUAUCGAGUCCAUCUUUCCCACACAAGAUCCCAAGGCUCUAUCUUUGGUCCAUGGCGCUGCUAAGGAUACGAAGAAGGAGGCAGAAGACCAGGAGUCGAAGGGCGAUAUGUUCUGGCUCCUAUUUGUCGCCCUCGGCACACUUGUGGUUAUAUCGACCUUGAUGAUCGGGGCCGCAUGGCUGAUGGGAGCGCGAUUCGACAAAGCCUUUUCUGAGCUAUCGAAAGGCAGUUUCUUCCUCAAAGACAGUGAGCCUUCGCAGGCGAUUGUUCACACACCUGAGCAUGGGGAGCUAUGA